AGACACGCAUAUGCACACAGACACAGACACACACACACACUCAGUUACUCAGCCCUGUGUGGACGUGAAGGCAGCACUCAGCAGAUCUCUCCUCCAGCUAGACGGUGUUCUGCGUCUCUCCUGCAGCCAGGAGGGAUGGACAAGAAGCUUGUAAAGACAAGUGUGCAGAAUGGCAGUGCCCCCCACCCCCCGAAGGAGGACAAAGCCACCAUGCUUCAGAAAGAGGUAGGCCUGGUGAGCGGAGUGUGUUUGAUCGUGGGGACGAUGAUUGGUUCCGGAAUCUUCAUCUCCCCAAAAGCCGUGCUGGUUGGAACAGGAGCCGUGGGACCCUGCCUGUGUGUGUGGGCCGCCUGUGGAGUACUCGCAACACUGGGGGCACUAUGCUAUGCAGAGCUGGGCACCAUGAUUACUAAGUCCGGUGGUGAGUACCCAUAUCUGAUGGAGGCGUUCGGUCCGGUCAUGGCGUUCCUCUAUUCCUGGACCACCAUCAUCGUCCUUAAGCCUUCAUCCUUCGCCAUCAUUGCCCUCAGCUGCGCUGAGUACGCCGCCACGCCCUUUUACCCAGGAUGCACCCCUCCUCUGCUCGUCACCAAGAGCCUCGCCGCCGCCACCAUCUUUCUGAUCUGCCUGGUGAAUUGUCUGAGUGUGAAGUUGGCCAACUACAUCCAGAACUUCUUCACUGCUGCCAAACUCUUCAUCAUCCUCAUCAUCGUGGUGGCUGGGAUUGUGCUACUGGCUCAGGGAAACACACAGAACCUGACAAAUGCAUUUGACGGGGGGGCCACAUCUUUUGGAGCCAUAGGACUGGCUUUCUACAACGGCCUUUGGGCUUAUGAUGGAUGGAAUCAGCUGAACUUCAUCACAGAGGAGCUGAAAAAUCCCUACAGAAACCUACCGUUGGCCAUCAUUAUAGGUAUCCCUUUGGUGUCUGUGUGUUACGUGCUCGUCAACAUCGCCUACUUCAGCGCCAUGACGCCCACCCAUCUUCUACAGUCAUCCGCUGUCGCCGUGACGUUUGCUGACCGCGUGCUGUACCCCAUGUCAUGGGUGGUGCCUCUCUUCGUGGUCUUCUCCACGUUUGGGGCGGCCAAUGGGAGCUGCUUCACUGCAGGCAGGCUGACGUAUGUGGCUGGGCGGGAGGGCCACAUGAUAAAGAUUCUGUCCUACAUCAGUCUCAAAUACUACACCCCAGCUCCUGCUCUCAUUUUUAACGGCAUUAUGGGCAUCCUGUACAUUCUCCCAGCGGAUAUCAACACUCUGAUUAACUACUUCAGCUUCGCCCAGUGGGGCUUCUACGGACUCACAGCCCUCGCUCUCAUAGUCAUGAGGUUUACCAGGAAAAACCUGCACAGACCUGUCAAGGUCCCGGUGGUGAUUGCGGUGUUGGUGGUGGUGGUGUCUGUGUACCUGGUGUUGGCCCCCAUCAUAGAUAAGCCAGAGCUGGAGUAUCUCUACUGCACAAUCUUCAUCUUCAGUGGCCUCAUCUUCUACCUGCUCUUCGUCCACUACAAGUUCCAGUGGAGUCACACAAUCAUGCGGCCAAUCACCAUGCACCUGCAGUUGUUGUUUGAGGUGGUUCCCCCAGAGAAGAUGGAGUGAAGAGCAACACAACACACACACACACACACACACACAUACAACAAGUACACGCAUGCACGCACGCACACACACACACCACUAGG
Messenger RNA from Alosa sapidissima (American shad), 1682 nucleotides. RefSeq names its product b(0,+)-type amino acid transporter 1-like. The record is from RefSeq and is a predicted model, not a curated record. Gene Ontology annotation, cellular component: membrane. The transcript has 13 exons. Gene Ontology annotation, molecular function: L-amino acid transmembrane transporter activity. NCBI's taxonomy places the organism in Eukaryota, Metazoa, Chordata, Actinopteri, Clupeiformes, Clupeidae. Gene Ontology annotation, biological process: amino acid transmembrane transport. The coding region runs from base 136 to 1599 and encodes 487 amino acids.